AUGGUCAUCUUGGACCGCUUCCGCGACGUCGACGUCGCCAACAUGGAAGAGUGCGUUGCGCUGCAUGAGGUGCGCCGCUUCUUCGUUCGCGCUGGCAUCUACCUCGCGACGGACGAGACCCUACGCCAAGCUCGCGCCUGCUUCGUCUCACACGUGUGCAAAUUGCAGCCGCUGGCGCAAGCCGCCAUGGAAAGCGACCACCGCAUGAGCUUCAUGGCCAAAGACAUUCGCGCUGCCAUUCGCUGCAUUGAUCCUCGAAUGGCCAUCUACGGUUUUGACGCUGGUGAAGACAAGCCCGAGAAGAGCACUGCCCAUGGCGACAACAACAGCGACGACGACGACGAUGGCGCGAGCGCUUCAGGAAGCGACGAUGGCGCGAGCACUUCAGGAAGUGACGACGGCAGCGACGAAGAUGACGAACUCGACCGCCAUGUCGAAGAGACGCUUGGCCGAGACGAAGACUUUGGCGACGGCGACUUCUCGGACGGCGAAGUGGCAGGUGACUUGCUAAACGCCGCUGCCUUCGCCUCAGAAGAUGCUCUAUGGGUCGACGAGGAGGGAAUCCUCCGUAUCAGCGAAGAUGAUGCAUAUGCUGUCAGCACCAUGGAGCAAGAGAGCCCGUACUUGCUCCCUCGCUCCGCGGUGCUACGCAUCUGGUCGAUCGCAACGAACCUCCCAAUCUUGCCGGCAGCUCUCAGCGCACUUCACAGCACCACAGAGCACUUCCUUUUUAAGGAGAUGUCAGACGGCAAGCUCGGCAGCGACAUGGCAUGUACCAUUCUUCAGGGCUUAAUCAUGGAGCAAGCGAGCACCGUUGACUUCCUCGAAGCCCAAGUUGCUUCGCAAGCCUCGAAGCUCGAGACACACGAGUCCACGAUCGAGAAGCUCAGGAAGCAGCUGACCGAGCGCAAGGUCCCGCGCAAGAGCUUGGCGCUUUCGGAUGCCAAUAUUGGCAGCAACCUCAUCAAGGGCAAGUUGUCCACACCGCGCAAGCGCCUCAGCAGCGAGAUGCUCCAAGAAAAUCAAGUCCCAACGCCGCAAGCACUUCGCCACACGCGUUCGGCACACCACCGAUAA
Molecule: messenger RNA, 1077 nt
Organism: Saprolegnia diclina VS20
Lineage: Eukaryota; Oomycota; Saprolegniomycetes; Saprolegniales; Saprolegniaceae
Exons: 1
Coding region: 1-1077 (358 amino acids)
Source: RefSeq, a predicted model, not a curated record